Doryrhamphus excisus (bluestripe pipefish) is the source of this 13285-nucleotide messenger RNA. The record is from RefSeq and is a predicted model, not a curated record. Lineage: Eukaryota; Metazoa; Chordata; Actinopteri; Syngnathiformes; Syngnathidae.
UAUAUGUGUCAUUGCGUUGCAGAACACAUUACUUCCCCCGGAGCCUGUGAUAAACAUUUAGUUCGUCAUUGUUAUUUUAUUAUGAAACAAGCAUGUUUUAUUUUGAAAACAGUAUCAGCAUGGUUUCCGGGUUGUCCGAGUUAGCAUCGAUGUGAAUUGACGAUGAUCGAGAGUCUGAGCUGUCAGCGCGAGAGACCCAUCGAGACAAGACAGGUUCUCCAUCACUUUCCUUCCUUCCCCCACCCUCUAUGUCGCCCUUUUGGAGUGUUUGAGACCAGUAUUCGACCAUGACUUCGGUUUGGAAGCGACUUCAGCGUGUCGGGAAGAAGGCGUCCAAGUUCCAGUUUGCCGCGUCCUUUCACGAGCUGCUUGUAGAAUGCACUAAUAAAUGGCAACCAGACAAGUUGAGGGUGGUGUGGAUCCGAAGAAAUAGACGUCACAGCACAAAGCUCCACAGUUGGCAGCCAGGGAUCCAGAACCCUUACAGAGGUCUGGUGCUAUGGCAAGUCCCAGAGAGUCUGGACAUUACAGUAACGCUCUUCAAGGAGCCAACUGCAGAUGAGUUUGAGGACAAGGAUUGGACUUUUGUCAUUGAGAAUGAGACAAAAGGGCGAAGAAAAGUGCUGGCCUCGGCCGAUGUCAACAUGAAGAAGUAUGCUAGCGCGACACCAGCUCAGUACGACCUGGUGCUGAAGUUGAAACCUCUGUCAGUGAAAGUGAAAGAAGCCACUCUCAAACUCACCUUGUCCUGCAUCUUUCUCAAAGAGGGCAAAGCGACUGAUGAGGAUAUGCAGAGUCUGGCCAGUCUGAUGAGUUUCAAGCAGAGCGAUAUCGGGAAUCUGGAUGAUUUUAACGAUAGUGAUGAGGAAGCAGGCGAGGAAAGGAGGGCAAGCUUUGGAAGUGGACAAACUGGGUCCAGCUCAGCUUCUACAAAAGUACAUGACCUGGCUUGGAGGCCUGCUGUUGACUCAGGGCCCCAAGAAAUGGAUGGAAAAGGGUCUUUGGGUGUUUCCGCUUCCAUCUUUGUCCCUUCUCAUCGUCCUCUGCCUCAAUCACAACCCCCCUCAGCUGUCCAUAAGGCACCCCCGUCCCUCUAUGCCUACUCACUGCCAGCCUUCACACAAGCUCACCCUCCAGCACUUCCCAAAAUCUUCCAGCCCGGUUGUGGAUCAGCUCCCAAACGGCCACGUAGCUUCCACAGUGACAACCCCACUGAACUCUCCACCUUCAUGCCCUCCCAGUCGCCCUCUGAUCCCUCUCUCUUCUCUCCUACCUUCACUGAUAGCUCACCAACAGCUGCUUCCAGCUCCCGUCCUCCUUUACCUCUGCACGCUCCUGCAACUCAAAGACAUCCCAAGGUGGUGGAGCGUGGCUCCACACUGACCAGACCCUCCAGUCUGCCCUCAGCUUCUGACACAGCUUCCUGGCAGAGUGAGUGGAGGCCUCCUAAAUUUCACACCCCUCUAGGACAGCCUGCUCUCUCACCAAAGUUUCUCCAUCCCGGGGAGCAGAGAGAGACACCAUCUUCAUCCUGUCCACCUGUCAGUCCACCUCUCCAGCAGCAACACGAGGGGGGUUCUGGAUGUGCUCCUUCCUGGAGAAGCCCACCACCCGCCACAGUUGUCGACACCCUCUUCUGUCCUUCAAUAAGUCCUCCUUUUGUUUCUACUCCUGCUCGGCCUCAGUCUCACUUAUCUCAAAGUGCCACAGCCUUUUCCAGUGCUCAAGAUGCAGACUUCAAGAGACAGCUGAGCACGCUGAGUGAGGAGGACAACCAGUCCACCACAUCGACAAGUCCUGAUUCCAGAGUUCCUGCUCCAUUUGAAGUUCAUGUUGUCAAGGCAUCAGCAGGACCCGAGAGCAUGGCCUCUCUUCUGCCCCUUAGCCCCAAAGCACACUUAGUUCAAGACUUAAAGUAUUUUGAGAUGCCCAAACCGCAGCUGGAUGAUGAAGAAUCAAGACCACACAAGACAUGUCCUGACAUCCAUGUCAAAGCACAAAGCCACGUGUCAAAGAUGUCCAUUAAAUUAGGGAAUGUUCACUCGCAUAAUCCCCACCCUCCUCAAAUGUUCGACGUACCCCAACCCACGUCAGUCGUUGUUGCAAAGGCCAUGAUAAGGGGCGACCGCAAAACGGAAGCUUUGGGAAAUGAGAACAAGACCUCUACUUUGCCAUUGGUGCUACCAGAUGUUGUGUCCAAAACAGAAAAUCUUUCAGAAUUUGACUCCAAGUUGGAGCCAGCAGCAAUCACAUUUUUACAAGGAGAAAUUAAAACAGAGUCUUUGCAAAAGAAAGAAUAUGGACGUUUUCCUGAAAGCACAAAGAACGGACAUAUGUAUACAUCCAAGAUAGAACUUGGUUCUCUCUCUGAUAUAGCAGCCACGUUGCAGCCUGCAGUGACGGCAAAAGAGCAAAGUAUGCUACAAUUGCACCCAAGUGUCCUCCAAUAUUCAAAUGUUCCUGGCAUUCCAUCGAUUCAUCAGUCAGAGGAAGCUGUAGUAGCUUGGACUGCUGCUGAUAGGAGUGCACUGGUCCAGCCAUUACCCAGUAAGAGACUACCAUUGCUGAUCUAUUCAAACUGUGUUAGUGACAUCAAUAUGAUCAAACUGAUUGUGCCCAUGUUGCCAGCAAAUAAUACAAGAAUUUCUCCAAGCAAUUCCAAUAUGGUCCGUCUUCAUCCUGUGUGUCCACAAGGCACACUGAUUGCAGGCAUGCCAUGUAGACAGAGUGCCAGCACACAAGACGAAAGCUGGCUACAUUUGAAUAAAUCAAUUUCAUGCAAACCAAGGAGACGUCAAUGUGUUCUGGAAUGUUCACAUGAGGCUUUGAACGAAGCAGACACAACCAUGGUUCAUAUGUUACCGUCUUGCCCUAACAAGGCUUGCGCCUAUGGCUUACCUUCUGUUCCACGCCAUAAUGCUAGCAUGGCUAACUUUGUGGCUAUUUGCCCAAGAAAAAGCAACAUUAUUGGUUUUCCUUCCAAGGAUCCAUUUGUACAUAGUAUACAAAGUGAAGCUUGGAGCUUGGCUGAUAAAAUUCUGUGUGAGAAGCUCCCAAGGAAGGAAAGUGUGAUGACCCCUGGCUGCAAAGUGGUGGUGUUCUCAUACCAAAAUAAUACCAAGCUGUUGUCAUCGUGUCCUCACAAGGCCAGAGUGCUUGGCUUCCCAUCAGCUCACAGAUCAACAUUGGUAUCUCAAGAAGCAUCCAUGGCCAAAGCUUUGCCCAGUUGUCCCAAGGAAUCUCAUGUUCUCGGAAUUCCAGCUAGAAAUGGCACCAAACUGGAGUGGGCAAAAGACUGCUUUUUACCACUGCCAUCAGUCAUGAAGCAUGCGCUUACAUCACCCUUGGAAUAUACCAACAAUAUUGAAGGUGACUUGGUUAAAGAGAUGGUCUGCAUUGUGUCUUCCUGCCCAUUGGAAGCCACCUCAGAUGGCUUCCCAUCGCUAAACUGGCACAAAACACAUCAGAUACCAACAAUAAUAAAUCUGCUUCCAACAUAUCCAAGACAUUCCAGAGUCAGUGGGAUUCCCUCCAGAUUCCACAGUCGGUCUGAAUGGAAUGCUGAUAAGAGUUCACUGUGGGAAAAAUCAUCGGAAAAGCCAGGAAGGAUUUCAUCAAUACUCAAGUGUAAUAUAUCUUUAAAAGACAAGGCAGAACUUAAAGUGAUGGUAUCUAUGUUGCCCCCUUGUCCCAAACACUCCACUGUUUAUGGAAUUCCCUUUAAGGUCGGCAAAAGACAAGAGGACACUCCCGACAUGUUUAAAUCCAUUAACACUUUCCCAAAACAUACUCAAAUUCCAGGUUUACCAGCAAAGGAAAUUACAAUGGAAGAAUAUGAGAGCUGGCAUGUAGAUUUGGGGACGCUUUGUAAAAAAGAAGUCACUAGGAGGUUUACAUUUUUCUCUCAGAAUUCUCCACUGGAUAAGAUGUUUUCCAUGAAUGGAAAAAUGAUGGUCUGUAUGCUGCAAUCCUGUCCCCGAGAAGCACACAACUUUGGAUUCCCCUCUGCAGUGCAACAUCACAACAAGAACAUAGUGGACAUGCUGCCAUGUUGCCCCACACACUCACAUAUAGUGGGGUUCCCAUCAAAAGACCUGACCAUUGCUGAUCACAACAUCCCCAAGAUCUGGGGAAUGUUGAUGAAACUGCAAAAUUCUCCUCGUAAAAAUCCAUACAAAACAAUCCAUUCCCUCCAACCUACUGCUGACCGGAUGAGACUGUCAAAUGAAACACUUCCAAAUAUGGUCAAUAUGGUUCCAUCUUGCUCAAAGAAAGCUUCUGUUUUGGGAAUGCCAUCAACAUGUGUGCACCAUUUAGUACAAGAAGAGCUGCCAAUCAGAAUGGACUUUGAAUCAUCCUUGGGGUCAAUUAAAGAUGAACAUGGUUUGAUGAACGUUCAAGUUGAGGAAGAAGUAACUGCUGUAAAAGCAGGAAUGUCGCCUUUGGCUACUGACAUGUUGUUGUCCAAUGCCACAAACAGAGAUGACAACAGGGUUUCACUGCAGGCAUCUUGCCAACUAGAUGCCAAUGCGGCAGUGCUGCCAUCCAGUCACAUAAAUAGUCAUGGACAGAAGAUACAAGAAGAAUCUCCUAUAUGUGAGCAUCUAGAAAAGGCAUCUACAAUCAGCAGAAGAAUGGUCACUAAUGACGAAAUGGUUCAUCCAGUUCCAUUUCUCCCUCGCACUGAUGAAGAAGUGAUCCUUAAUUCCACCACGUAUGAUACAAAUGUAUUUAAAUCAGACAUUAUUCAACAAAUGGAGCUGACUCCAAAUGUAGCCUGCUUGGAGCACCAACAAGAUAUUCUCUUGGGGGAUUAUCCCAAUACAACAGCGAUCCCUGGCAUGCCAUCAAAGCUUGGCUUUAUUGACAAAAAGUGGCCGAUGAAAGAGUGGCAACAUUGGAGGAAACCAUCUAAGAAGCAGAAUCAAGUAUUCCAGCCAUAUACGUUCAAGGACAUUGAGAAAAAUAAAGGAAUGGUUUUACUGGUGCCAACUUGCCCUGCAAAGGCCCGACAUCCUGGAUUCCCUUAUGUAACACAACGUAGAAGUAUGGUAGCUCUGUAUCCCUGUUGUCCAAGAGUGUCUUCUAUCGCUGGCACAGCAUCUUUUUGUCAGGCCAAUGAUAGAUAUUGGUUAUCUCAAACAGAGGCACUUUUGGAGAAGACAACCAGGACUGUGAUGAUGAAAGAUAUUCCUGUAAAUAAUGUAAUGGAAGCCAUGACAUUAUUAACCCCAGCUUGUCCAAAACAGGCUUGUAUUCCUGGAAUUCCAUCUUCUCUUACACCGACAGUCAUCUUUAGUGCCUCUAGUGCAGUCAACCUUCUUCCAUCCUGCCCAUCUACCUCCAGUGUGGCUGGUUGUCCGUCUUUGCUCCAAGCAAAUAGCAAAGACUGGGACACAAUAGGAAUCAGUCAUUGCUUACGGAACAGAAGAAAACAAAUGGAGUCUGGCUUAUUAUUAGUAGAUGACAGCAACUUGGUCAAACAUCAGAAAGGAGACAUUUCUCUUCUCCAGUGUUGUCCAAAACAUUCCCGUGUUCCCGGUUUUCCUUCGGCGCAACAACAAGGCACACCGACUGACUCAAGCAUGAUUAGUCUUGCAAGAUCAUGCCCCAAAACAUCUGCAAUAGCAGGAUUUCCAUCAUUUGAUCAAACAGAAGAGUGCUUCAUUAGUAGAGAUGAACUCUUUAAGUCAAGAAUGUGUGAAAACAAGAUAUUGUCCAUGGGAAUCUUUCCCAAAGACACAGGCACUAUGAAAAAAAUGUCUUCACUUGUACCAUCCUGUCCAAAAGAGGCACGGGCACCGGGAUUCCCAUCUCAUCCAAAUCCACCAGAUGCAUAUUGUGCUCCUAAUAUGAUCAGCCUCUACACGCUGUGCUCCCAUGUUUCAAACAUAGCUGGAUUUGCAUCUGUGGAUGGAGGUGACAGCAAUGCUUGGCUCAUAGGAAAGGAGGCGUUGCUAACGAGGACAUCGACGAAAGCCUUCAUAUGUGACAAGACAAAUAACUACAAGAAGCAAAUGAAAAAUAUGCUUUUCCUUGCACCUACCUGUCCUAAAGCAUCAUCGAUAACUGGCCUUCCAUCCAAUCCACAUCCCAGUGUGCAUUAUGGACCAAAUAUGGUAAACCUCCUUCCUCUGUGCCCGCUAGUUUCCAACGUUCUGGGAUUCUCCUCAGUUGAAGAGCACAAGGAAGAACGAUGGUUGUUGGAUCAGGGUUCAUUGGUGCAGAAAGUGCAAAAAAACACAAGGUUAUGGAUUGACAGCAAGCCAGUUCACCGAGACAAAGCCAAAAACAUGUUUGCCAUGGCACCAUCUUGUCCACAAGCUUCCAGGAUCCAAGGAUUUCCCUCAUCACCUCAAAGCAAAACAAACAUGAUCAGUUUGCAAGCUUGCUGCCCCAAGUCUUCAUGUGUGGAAGGAUUUGCAUCCCUCACUAAAAGCCCAGUGACAAGGUGGGUGAAUGAAACCAAGCCCAUCCUGAUCACAGUUCACAGGGAGAGGGCCGACGUCAUUUCAGCACUUGCUGGACACAAACACAGCAACAACAACAACACGGUGAGAAUGUUAACAUCAUGCCCCAAAAAGGCCCGCAUCAGUGGCUUUCCGUCUGCUCACGUUGUCAACAAAACACCACACAUGGUCAGUUUAUACACAUCUUUGCCAUGUAUUUCCCGUGUGCCUGGAUUCCCAUCAGCAAGGAUGCUUAGUUUUGACGCUUCGGAUCAAGCACACAACCACACUUCCUUUUUAUUCAUGGAGCAAAAGAAUGAGAAGAAAAUGCACAUUGCCAGUUAUGUCCUAGAAAGUCAUGAGGAAAUGAAGCACAUGUUAUGUCUGGCUUCAUCAAGUCCACAUCACACUAGAAUUUAUGGAUGGGCUUGUAGUCAACCACUCUUGGAUUCAACAUGGAACGAAACUGGAGAGGAAAUAAAUCCGCCAUAUCAUAAAGAAACCACACAUGUUGCCGACGAGGAAAGAUUGAUGGCGACUGCAAGCCAAAACCUGGAUUCUUCAUUCAAUGCUAAUUGCAUCACAAUAGGAGCCAAACCACAACAGAAACAUUUGGAUAAAUCUGAGUCAGAGGGAGUCUCAGGCUGGGAAGUACUGGAGUUAGAAGGAACAUUAAUUGGAAAACAGGCAGAAUCUUCUUCAUCUGCCACAGAGGAUGAUACUUCAUUAGUACAAACUAUUGUGGGUGUUCUCCAUAAAGGUUAUGAAACUGUAGCGUCAAUGUUGGGUCCGUCCGGCUCUGCUGUGGAUGAAAGUCCUCUCGAACAGAAGGCUUUGACUGGUAAGCCUUUACACGAUAAUGUGUCGCCACAGCGUUGUGUGGACACGACAAGUAGCACGCAAGAGCUUGUUCUUGCAUAUGACCACUUUGAGGACUGUAUACUCUGUCCUUCUGCUGGGCCACAACCACAACAAGAUCAAGUUGUUCCUCCAUCACCGAGUGCACACAGUCAUGAUGGCUUUGUGACGUCUGUGACUAUGAAGAAAUGGCCACCAUUGACUGAGGCAGACUUGGCUGGGAUUUCAAUGGAGGAUACAGAUGAGGAAAAUCAAUGCUCUAAAAGUGAGCAGGACUUACCGGUGUCCACUGGUAGUGUCUUACUCAGCCCCCAGAGUGCUGGUGAGCUUCCAACAUUGUCCAAACUGGACAAAGGGCCCCGACAAGCAAGUUGUGAUGCAAGCACCCUUCAUCCUCCAUUAAGUCAAUUAUUGACUGAAAUUCUCAUAGAAGCAACCUGUGAUGAUCAGAAUCCUUGUGCAACUGUAGAAGAUAUUCAACAAGACUACACUAAGAAUUUGAGUGGACUGUGUGAUGUUCAAGUCCAGUCUGGUGCGAUAUCUCCAACAAAACCUGCCACGUACUUUUCUGUUUCUUCUGAUAUAAGCCUUCCUGUAGAUGUAGAUGAAAGUGUCCAUCAACAAUUGGAUAUUGAAAGACUAGAUGGUAGGUUGUCUCAGAAACGUAUCCCAAGCAAGCCUGUGAGAAGAAAAGACAAUGUCACCAGUGAAACAGCCAUCACCGAGGCAUUUCCUACUCCACCUGGAAACAUCAAACAAGAUUAUUGUGAAUCUGAUGUCCUACAAGCACACACACAAAAGGAAGACAUGGCUCCAUCUGACCAGGCUCAAGGACCUUCCUUUUCAGAAACAAAGGAACUUCAGUGCAUCACACCAAAACCAGAACAUGCAGAGCAGGUUGAGGUCGAGGAACAUGCACCCUUCUCCAUUAUCAAAAAGAUUGGUCUUAAACAAAUUGGCAGGCAAUGUCAACCUAUCCCAAAGCCUCGUGCCAGGAAAUAUCUUAGUGGCACUUUCUCUGAUGACAUCACAGCAGCAGAAGAAAGAAAACCUCAGGCUGCAGGUGAUGAAACCUUAUCAUGGAAAGAGGACGUGUCAAUGGUGCAUUUUCGGAGAAGCAGACCACAAGUACAAGACAAUACACUGGGACCCUCAGCAUUUCCUGUACCCAAACCAAGGGUCAAGAAACAUCUCAGUGCUUCAUUUUCAGAUGAGACAACACUAUUUUCCUUGUCAGACAUCGCCGGACAACAUCUUGACCUUCAGCAACACGACCAGUUAAUCUUGCCUGUUCCGCUGCCUCGAGCCAAGAAGCGGCCACCACCUACAGACAUCUUCUGUCCCUCAGAAGUCUCUGAAGCUUCAAAAAGCGUGUUUACAUUUGAAGAAGGGCUUGGAGAAGAAUACCCAGUGGAUGCUGCGGUCCAAAACUGGAAGCCAAGUAUGAAUAUCUCCUCAAUGACGACCUCUGAGGAUGACAGCUUACCUGUACACCACCAUCAAGGCAGUGAAUCAGUUGAGUCCGAGAAGGAAGUGAAGAUUGAAGACUUUGACUCUAUACAUGUGGCUGCUGUCAGGAGCAGUUCACACCCAGACGAGAGCAAAGCCCAACAAAAAUCAACUCCAGCAAAAACUCCAGAUGGCUCGGCCUCUCCAGAAAAUGUUUGUGGCAGUCCAAGCUUGGUGAAGUCCAGUCAGUCUCUACUGAAGUGGUGCGAGGAAGUGACUCAGGGUCACAAGGGGCUGAGGAUUACCAACUUCAGCACCUCCUGGAGGAAUGGUCUGGCUUUUUGUGCCAUCUUGAAUCACUUCCACCCGGAGAAGAUUAAUUAUGAACUACUGGACCCAUAUGACAUUAAGCACAACAACAAAAAGGCCUUUGACGGGUUCGCUGAGCUAGGCAUUUCUCGGCUGAUGGAGCCAUCCGAUAUGGUCAUGCUGCCGGUGCCUGACCGUCUCAUCGUCAUGACGUAUCUCAGCCAGAUCCACGCUCAUUUCAUGGGCCAGGAGCUAAGUGUGCUUCACAUCGACAAAGAUGGCAAUGAGUCCAGCUACGCACUGACAGCCGAGCGGGAGAGCCAAGAGGACCCUGAGGCGACUGUACGUUACUGCACCCAGAGACUUCAGGAGGAGGGCAUCACUCUGGAGACCAACGGCAACACCAUCUCAGCCGAAGACAGUGAAAGCAACAUUGAUGUCCUUCCACUGCUCAGAAGCAAAUGCCCACAAGUGUUAUCUGGGGGAUGUGACGAUCAGUCACCGGUUGCACCGCCAAGGAGUCACUUCCUGGCCAAGACUACUUUCUCUCAUGUUAAAGACGCAGAUCUCCUCAGGAAGCGCAGGUCACAGAGGAGGAGCGCAUCUGAGGAAGACGCAGACUCGUCAAUGGCUACUGCAGGACAACAAAACAGAGGAAGCAUCACAACAGAGGUGACAGUGACUGAGGAGGGAAAACCAGACGGCCAGGACCCCAGCCAGUAUGUUCUAAGUCAAAUGGAAGCCCUGGAAGCGGAACAAAACCACAUAGAUAGCAGAGCUGCAGUUGUGGAGAGGAGGCUCAGACAACUUAUGGAAACAAGCAGUGACAAGGUCCAAGAGGAGCGGCUCAUUCAGGAAUGGUUCACACUGGUCAACAAGAAGAAUGCAUUGAUCAGACGGCAGGAUCACUUGCAACUGCUGCUGGAGGAGCACGAUUUGGAAAGGAGGUUUGAGCUGUUAACCAAAGAGCUGCGAGACAUAAUGGCCCUUGAAGAGUGGCAGAAGACAUUGGCACAUAAGCACAGGGAACAACUGCUGCUUCAGGAGCUGGUGUCACUGGUCAAUCAGAGAGACCAGCUGGUCCACAGUAUGGACGCAAAGGAAAGAGGAGCUCUGGAGGAAGAUGAGCGCCUAGAACGAGGCCUGGAGCAACGCAGGAGAAAGUACGCACAGCAGCAGAAGGACAAGUGUGUGAUCCAGUGAUAGUCAAACAUUCUGCGGUGGGUUCACGAGGCACAUUGGUGUCAUAUCGCUGCCUCUGUGUCGAACUCCUCGUCAUGACCAAAGGAUGAAUUCUUAUUCAAGUGUUGUUGAGAAGUGCCUUUUAAGACACUGAGCAAGUAAGUCAAUUUUAAAUGUAAAGUGUGAUUACAUGACUUGCUUUUUAGUGCCAGUACAUCCACAAGAGUGGAGAAACAUAGGACAGUCCAGGAAGCAAUGGAAAUUCGAAAAAGCCAAAAUAUCACAUUUUCCCUUUCUUUUAAUGGCCAUCAUAGUUUACAACGUUCUCAUAGGAAUGUUACCAUCUCGUCAUUUUUAAAUCAUUGAUUGGAUGCCUGCAGUUCUGUGAAACCAUCGAUGGAUGGCGCCAAACGCCACAUUUUCACAGUUCAGCCAUAUACCCGUCAUAGACAAAAUAGAAAAAGAUACUGAUUGAUGCACUAUGCACCGAUUUUCCAUUAUUAAACAGAUAUAUGUUAUAAUAUAUAUAUAUAUACAGCGGUGUCACCAGACAGAUUUCACUAGGGCACGUGCCCCAGUAUUGAUCUGCAGUACCCCAGUAAAAAUGUCACCAAUUUAAAAAAAAAAAAAUCACUUCAGAGUUUUAAGUCUAAGGCACAUACUACUUAGUAUGGUAAUGCAUUGCAGCUGUAUUCACUCCACAUAAACAAUGCGCACAUGGUAGGUAGUGUUAGCCGACAACAACUUGUUAGAUAUACUAUUUUGAUUUUGGCAACUCCUAGAUGGAUAUCAGAAGGUUAUUCGCCCGCAGCAAUGGGACAAAGCAGCAAUGAAUGAGAGAAGUAACUGAAGUCCUAAGCUAGCUAGGCAACAGAAGUUUGUCUUAAGUUAAUGCUAAGUUAGCUAACGUUAUUCCUUGUGUAGAAAACUACAUUAAUUUGCUGUACGAGCUGUCGGUGGAACUGUGAGUUUCAUCAGCAUGAAAUAUAAUGUCGGUUAUGCAUCCCGAGCAUCCUGAACUCUGCAUCAAUGAUGAUUUUGAAUAAGCUUGUGUUAGUUGACAGAUAUAGCCUAUGGAUGGUGCAGUGGUCUAUCUUCAGGUAGAAAAACAUUUUCCCCUAAGAUCAAGUCGUAAGCCACAUUUUUAAACCAUUUAAGUUUAUUUCACAGAAAACGGCUCCACACUUGGCUGAGAAGCACAAUGGGGCAGGAUAGGCUUCACCGUCUUGCCAUCGUGUCAGUGGACAGUGAGGAACUUUCCAAGUUAAGCCACAGCCAAAGUGAUUGACCACUUUGCAAAAAUGAAAACAAGACGUUACAGUUUACUUCCCAAAAAAUGAUUCCCUGAAUAGACACACAACAGUUGUUGUGUUUUUGUAAUGGUUUAGAAGUCUAGAGUAAAGUUCACAAGUAGGCCAAACGCAUUACUGCAGUACAUUUCAGGUGGUUAAUCAAAGAUGUAGACAACAACAUAGUCUGAUAUGAUUUAAUAGUUUAAAGAUCUAUUUAUGUUCUUCGAUGAUAAAUAAGUGUUGAAUUCUCUUGCGCACUUUGCGCGCUCUCAUGAAUUAUUUGUGCCCCAGGUGUGCCCCAGUACAGUAUCAGGUCUAGUGACGCCCCUGUGUGUGUGUAUAUAUAUAUUAUAUAAUAUUAUAUUAUAUUGGCCAACUUAAAAAAAAACAAUUUUAUGCCCAAAGUGAAGAAAGUAUUUCAUGUGUUACUUAUAUAAUGUAUGUUAAGCUGUGUUUCUUGAUUGUACCUUGUUACGGGAUGGUGAAUGCUGAUCCCCAUUCUUUUUAAUGUGCCUUUUUAAAUUCUAGAUUUUGCCUCAAACAACCUUACGGCCAUUUUUAUGUUGGUUUGUAAGUCUAUUUAUUGUUUUGGAGGCCUUCUGGAGGCAGAGAACGUGCAUAGACCAUGCGUUAACACAUGUAAGUUUAUUGCGUAACCAUCAACAGUAAUCCAAAUUGGUUUAACUGGUGGAGAAGGGCAAGGAAUGCAGGCUAAAGUAAUCUGUAAUUUAUUGGAUUCUUUUAAUGUUUUACUAUUGAUAUAAUGUCUGUCACCUGCAGAUGUGUUUUCUUUUUCUUUGAACCCAAAAUGUGCACUCCUUCUUAUUGCUGCAUUGCACCUUAAAUGUGACAUCGGAAAUGCACACAUACAAAUGAUUAACCAUGUAUGAGACAUUUGGCAGUCAUCUGAUCAUAGCAUCUUAUACGUGCAGGUCAGGAGGCUUGAAAAUAAGUUGUGUUUUCGAAUGAAAGAAGUACAGUCAUCCCUCGUUUAUUGCAGUGUCCCAGACACCACCGCAAUAUGUGAAUUUUUGCAAAGUAGGAUAUGAUUUUAAUAAACUGAAUAUUUUCAGAGUUAAAGCAUAGAAAACCUCUUUAUGACUUUCUCAAUACGAUUCAGGUUUUAACAUUAUUAGAGCCUUGUAGACAUUAUAUAACCGUCCAGUAGUCACUUUUACACUCCUGUUAUUCUUUGUUUACAUCACAGGUAUCACAGUAUCACAUUCUAUGGUAUCAUUGCAGGAACAUAAGACACGGUCUCAGCGAGCAGAGCAACCUACCAAACUAACUAGUUAACCUUUAAGUACAUUCACUUAUUCAAUCUACUCAGUUUGCAAGUGUUUCCAACAGAGUGGGGAAGAAGGACAAAAAUCUACCACUUCCACACUGAAUGAGAGGUGAACCUAUUUUUCACUUGAUCUCAGCCAUGGUAUAGCUGUAUCUGCUGGCUCAGUGGCCAGUCUCUAUGCAGUGUGAAAGAUAACGUAAUCUAAUUUAAUGUCUCAUAACAUUACUGAUGCCUAGUGACCAGAAUUCUACAUAUAUAAUCUAUAUACUAUGAGAUAGCGAUAGCGAUAGCGAGGGACAACUGUUUUCUUUAUUGUCAAAGGUUUGUUGCACUUUUGCUUGUUCAGAAGAAUGCUGACUGUGACUGUCACGUUGUUUUCAUCCUUCAUUUGCACAUUUGUCACAUUUGGAAAAGACAUCUGUGAAUUGUUUGCAUUAAAUAUAUUUAUUUUAGUGUGA